UUUCCACUCUUUUAUUUGUUCAUUGUCCUUGUUUUACCUUUUCUUUUAAUUGUUGUUAACCAUCAUUAACAAUUUAAUUAUAUUGUGAUUCUCUACAAUUGAUUGUGUUUAGAUUAUAAUCAAUUAAAUGGUUUCUCAUAAUCUUCUCAAUCUAAUAUUUGGAUAGAAUUUAAAAUUUUCACUUUUCUCUAAUUACACUUGUUACUCCAUCUUUUUAUUAAUUAUCUUUUCAUCAUCAAUUCUUUCACUUGUUAAUUGUUCUUUCUAAUUAAUUGUUUUGGUCAAUCAAUAUUCUAAAUUGUGUUAAUCAGAAAUUUUUAAUUGCUCACAAUCAAUCAAUUAAUCAUUUGAUGGGAAAAAGAAACACGAGAAACAAUCUUAUUGGUUAAUGUUGAUUAUUUUACUUUGAUUUGUAUUGAACGAGAUGAAGCAAACUGAUCAAAUAAUUGUCCAAGAUAAUCAAUAUGAGCUGAUGGUCAAUCUUGGAGCUUGACCUCUCACCUUGAUUGAGAUACUUUAACCAAACCAUUAAUAUGGUCAAAGAAUGGCAAACUUUUAUACUCCUUUGAGAAUCAACGAAUCAAUUAACGUACAAACUAUUCAUUCGUCUAUUAAUUACUUUAAUAAUCAUCUAAUUGCUGUUACAAUCGGCAAAAAAUCAUGCAGAAACUUCAACUUUUCAUCGUAUUCAUAAUCUGUAGCAUGGUUAUGGUCAUUUUACAAAAUGGACUAAAUCAAACAUGGGAUUGGUCAAGAUUCAGUAAUUUAAUGUUAACGCCACGAAAUGUAAACUCUAAUGAAAUCGAUGUCGAGACUAAUCUUGUAAGGAUAAAAAAUCUUCUCGCCAAUCGAACGAGUAACUUUAAGAUUUACCUGAAUACCGAGAAUUAUGAUGUACUAAAAAGUCUCGAAGAUGAAGUUCGAUCGAACCAUAAGAAGCGCAAAAGACCCAAACAUCGUUCGCGUCUAUCAUCGUACCAUAAACUCUCAUCAAUUGAAAUGCUGUUGAAAGUUUUAUCGACUCGUGAUCAUCGUCGUAACUCAUCUGGUUGGCUUGAUAAACUCAAUCGUCGAGCUUUUUUCCGUACCUUUGACCCACUGGCAAGUUUCCCGAUAAUCAAUGGUUCCUCGGCCUCAUCACCUAUUCGUUACAUUCUAUUGGUCUCACAUUUCCGUGCGGGUUCAUCGUUCAUUGGUGACCUUUUACAGCAAAAUUGGAAAACAUUUUACUCCUUUGAGCCUUUACACUUGUUUCAAAUCAACUAUAAAAUUCAAAGUGAUCAAGAAAACGCUGCUCUCUCUUUACUAUCAAACAUUUACUCUUGCACUUUCACCUCUGAACCAGGUUAUGUUAAUUGGAUCAGAAAAGAAGAGAAUAAAUUUCUUUUAACUUGGAAUCGUUUUCUGUGGAGCCUUUGUAAUAUUCAUCGCUAUUGGUGCUAUGAUCCCGAUUUUAUAAGUCAACUUUGCCUGCGAACCAAAUAUCGUGUAAUCAAAGUGACCCGGUUAAGUCUCGAGUCAACGGAAAAACUUUUACAAUCUUUACCUAAGUCAAUUGACCUUAAAGUCGUCUAUCUAGUUCGUGAUCCUCGUGCUGUACACAAUUCCCGUUCUAAACUUGAAUGGUGCACCAAAACACCUUGUGGCGAUUACAAUUUAAUGUGUGACGAUUAUAAUUCUGACCUGGUUGCCUAUCGACGUUUGGUCGACACUUAUGGAGAUAAAAUCAUUGCCAUUCGACACGAGGAUCUUUCCCUUGAUCCUUAUGGAGUAGGGAAAAGUUUAUUCACUUCUCUUGGAUUACCUUUCACAUCGGCCGUUCGUCGCUUCCUACGAAUCAAUACUGAGGCCGAAUUACCCGAUAAUCGAACCAUUGAUCCAUAUUCAAUUCGACGAAGCUCUAAACAAGUAAUAGCCAAAUGGACGAAAGAUUUAAAUGGAUCAACAAUCAAUGAAAUUCAAGAUAAAUGUUCAACUGUUUUCCAACAAUUAGGCUACAAACCGAUUGAUUUAAACUCUCAAUCUAUCGAAAACAAUUCAAUCAAUUUUAACGAUAUACUGGAAGAUAAAUUACCUUUACCUAAUUCUUUAUGAUGAUGAUUAGCAAAUUAACUUGUAAACAAAUUUAGCUAAAGGUAAUUACACUAAUUGUUGACCCAACGAUCUCAUCUUGCCAUUUUUGAAAUGUUUUCAAUGUGUUUCCAUUGAUUAAUAUCAUUCAUAUCGACAACAAUUAAUGUACAACACCCUAAAAUUAGACAAUUACUAAAUUGAUGUAAUAACUAUUUACUAUCAAUUUAAUUCAUUUGCUUUUGUAUUAUAUUUUGUACCAUAUUAACUUUUCAUUCAAUUAACUAUUGUAAUUGUUGUGUAUAAAUUUCAUUAUUAUGUUUAA
Molecule: messenger RNA, 2395 nt
Organism: Panonychus citri (citrus red mite)
Lineage: Eukaryota; Metazoa; Arthropoda; Arachnida; Trombidiformes; Tetranychidae
Product: carbohydrate sulfotransferase 5-like
Exons: 4
Coding region: 661-2094 (477 amino acids)
Biological process (GO): N-acetylglucosamine metabolic process; sulfur compound metabolic process
Molecular function (GO): N-acetylglucosamine 6-O-sulfotransferase activity
Source: RefSeq, a predicted model, not a curated record